AUGGUCUCAUCAACAAACGAUAUUUCUUCCGUUAAUUAUCGACGUAAAUUCGCCUUAGUCAUUGGCAACGGCAAUUAUUCUAUGUCGAAUUGUUUACCCAAUGCAACCAACGAUGCACAGGGAAUGGUGAAGAUUUUCAAACAGAUUGGGUUUCGAAUCUACGAAAACGAAGCGAAAUUAAAUUUAACCUUUGACCUAAUGCAUCGAAUUCUAUCGGAUUUUAUACGACAGAUAAAGCAGACUGAUAUCGUUUUGUUCUUUUUCGCUGGCCAUGGAAUUCAAUGGGAGAAUCAAAACUAUCUCAUUCCAAUUGAUGAUUUCAAAGAAGAAAACUCAACGCAAAAAUAUCCAUUAUGUGACUGUUGUCGAAUUUAUCCUUUACCUGAAAAGAAAAACAGUCGUGGAGAUUCAAUUAAUCCUUUAUAUGGUUUAAAAUCAAUGCCGGCGAAAGUUGGUUCGCUAAUAGCAUUUGCUUGUGCACCUGGAACAACAGCAGACGAUGGAAGUAAUGGAGAAAAGAAUGGUCUGUUCACAAAAUAUCUUCUGAACCAUAUUCAGACGUCAAAUGAAGAUAUUGAAAAAGUGCUACGUCGUGUACGAAUUGAUGUGAUGAACGAAUCGAAUAAUCAACAAAUUCCACAUUCGACUUCACUUUUAACAUACGAACAUAUUUCUCUAUUCGAUGGAAGAAAAGAAAGCACAUUCAGUAGAUGGAAUCCAAACGGAAAAUCGGUGGCGGGAGGAAAUGGACGCGGAACACAAUUGAAUCAACUCAAUAGUCCUUGUGGAAUCUUCGUUGAUAAAAAUCAAAAUAUUUUCAUUGCAGAUUGCUCAAAACCAUCGAAUUGUCAAAUGGAAUUUAAAUGA
Adineta ricciae is the source of this 867-nucleotide messenger RNA. The record is from the annotation of a GenBank genome assembly. NCBI's taxonomy places the organism in Eukaryota, Metazoa, Rotifera, Eurotatoria, Adinetida, Adinetidae.